UUUAAUAAUUAUGAAUAAUUUAUUACCUCGAGAAAUUCCUUUACACGAAAAGUUUGAUUUAAAGGGAUCUCUUUCUGGAAGAUUUGCCUCCAAAAAAGAGUUAAGUAAAGCCUCGCCCACUUUAAAGGAUUUGGAUUUCUUAAAAGUUCACAGUUCCGGAAUUGCUUUGUCUAAAGAAACCUUUUUAUUAGUGAAAACAACUAUUUCCAGCGACUGCAGAGUUUUAAGGAGCUUUAAAAUAAUGGACUAUAGUCUGCUUGUUGGGAUUCACCAGAUUUCUAAAGAAACAUUUACUCAACUUAGCCACGUGGGUUCUGGGAGCGAGCCGGAAACGUUAUCGCAAGGCAUCAUUGGCUUUGACGAAAAUGGCGAGUCGUUUCUAAUAUUUUUGGGUAUUAUUGAUAUUCUUCAACGCUUCAAACUAAAAAAAAAAUUCGAAUACGGGCUCAAGUCUGCUGUGCAUGACAAGGAUUCCAUUUCAGUAUGCCCUCCAAAAAAAUAUUCUCAAAGAUUUUUAAAUUUUGUACUCAAGCGCGUGUUUCAUGAGCUGGACUCUCAGCAGCACAACGCACUGGUUAGAAAACUAAAUAUUAUAAGAAGUUUUUCGAGAAUUUCUUCUACUCAGGUUUCUAAAAAAAAACCUCGAGACGAAGUGAGAGCCGAGGAAACUGGAAAUAAUAAUGAAGAUAGUUUAAGUAAAAGGAGAUUGAGUUUUUAAUUUUAUUUAGAAAAUUUUAAUUAAAAAUGUGAGGUUUUCUGUUUUC
This is a messenger RNA of Zophobas morio, 764 nucleotides long. Its product is annotated as phosphatidylinositol 4-phosphate 5-kinase type-1 beta-like. The transcript has 6 exons. Gene Ontology annotation, molecular function: 1-phosphatidylinositol-4-phosphate 5-kinase activity. The coding region runs from base 11 to 718 and encodes 235 amino acids. Gene Ontology annotation, cellular component: plasma membrane. Gene Ontology annotation, biological process: phosphatidylinositol phosphate biosynthetic process. The record is from RefSeq and is a predicted model, not a curated record. Lineage: Eukaryota; Metazoa; Arthropoda; Insecta; Coleoptera; Tenebrionidae.